UUUUACGGCAGUAGUUCCUGCAGCAGCGGCAAAGGAAGUCGAGUGGUAUCGUAAAGAUGGCUGACAGUGGAGGCACAGAUGAACAUGACAAGAAAGAUGAUGUUGAACGUUCAAAGAGCGAAGGGAAAGAGCUGACCAAAGAGGAGAAGCAGCGACUGAGGAAAGAGAAGAAACAACAGAAGAAACACAAGGAGAAGAAAGAUGACAAGGCUUCACAAGAAAGUGGGAAAGAAAAUAAGUCGGCCUCUUCAGCUGCUGCAGCACCCCAGCUUCCAACACAAACAGUGAAAGCUCCCUCAGCAGUGCCUGCUCCUGCACCCGUUUUUGUGCCUGCCUCCUCUGAGGCCCCCGCCUCAGCAGACAAGCCUACCAAGACUAAGGCUGAGCUGAAAGCUGAAAGGAGAGCUCGGCAAGAGGCUGAGAGGGCCAGCAAACAGGGGAAGAAGGGAGAUCCUGGGCAGCAGGCUGCCUCUGGCAAACUGAAAGCACCGCCCAGUGAGCUGCAGCCAGUGGUGAAGAGACUCCCUGAACACAUUCAAGUGGACAACCCAGAGGUUUUAAAGAAGCUGGCCAAGAAAUUGGAAAGACAACAGACACCAGUUCACGGUGCUACCAUAAAGAUCCCGCUACGCUCAGACUACGGCUACAAAGUCAGCCUGUUUUCUCACCUCCAUCAGUACAGUCGCAAAGCCCCUCUAACACAACAGCUCAGCAUCCCUUCAACAGUAAUCCAUCCUGCUGUCGUUCGACUGGGCCUUCAAUAUUCACAGGGCAUCGUGGCGGGGUCGAACGCACGCUCAGUUGCUCUGCUGCACGCAUUCAAGCAGGUUAUACGGGAUUAUACCACACCGCCAAAUGAGGAGCUAUCUAGAGACUUAGUGAAUAAGCUAAAACCCUAUAUCAGUUUUUUGAAUCAGUGUCGUCCUCUAUCGGCCAGCAUGGGCAACGCCAUUAAAUUUGUCAAAAAGGAAAUCUCCAACAUUCCCACUCAGUGCAAGGAAGAGGAGGCCAAGAGUAAAAUUCUGAACUGUAUUGAAUGGUAUAUAAACGACAAGAUAAUUCUGGCGGCUAAAGCGAUCGCUGCAUCUGCCAUUGAGAAGAUCAGCGAUGAGGAUGUUAUUCUAGUUUAUGGAUGCUCGUCUCUGGUCAACCACAUCCUGUUUGAGGCCUUUGAGAAAAGGAGGAAGUUCCGCGUCAUAGUUGUGGACAGCAGGCCUCGGCUGGAGGGCAGGGAGGCUCUGAGGCGCCUGGUCCAGAGAGGCAUCAGCUGCACCUACGUCCUCAUCUCAGCUGUCUCCUACAUCCUUCCAGAGGUGUCGAAGGUGUUCCUUGGCGCUCACGCACUCUUGGCCAACGGCUACGUCAUGUCUCGAGUGGGGACUUCUCAGAUCGCGUUGGUGGCCAAAGCCUUUAAUGUGCCUGUGCUGGUUUGUUGCGAGACCUACAAGUUCUGUGAGCGGGUGCAGACGGACUCCUUCGUGUCCAACGAACUCGAUGACCCCGAUGACCUCAUCGUGACCCGCAAAGGUAAAACCCAUUUGGAGAACUGGCAGGAAGUGCCCUCUCUUGGUCUGCUGAACCUGGUGUACGAUGUGACGCCGCCCGAUUUUGUGGAUCUGGUCAUCACUGAACUGGGGAUGAUCCCAUGCACCUCGGUCCCGGUGGUGUUGAGAGUUAAAAACGUGGACCAGUGAACAGCCUUCAUUCAGUUUGUGUGCAUGAGUUUCUGCACACAACACGUAAUAUUGUGCUUUUAGCAUGCAAUAAAUAUAUUUCAGACAUGGCAUAACCUUU
Messenger RNA from Austrofundulus limnaeus, 1794 nucleotides. It is a transcript of the gene eif2b4, whose product is annotated as eukaryotic translation initiation factor 2B, subunit 4 delta. The coding region runs from base 57 to 1694 and encodes 545 amino acids. Lineage: Eukaryota; Metazoa; Chordata; Actinopteri; Cyprinodontiformes; Rivulidae. The transcript has 14 exons. The record is from RefSeq and is a predicted model, not a curated record.